Messenger RNA from Loxodonta africana (African savanna elephant), 1350 nucleotides. RefSeq names its product ILK associated serine/threonine phosphatase (gene ILKAP). Gene Ontology annotation, molecular function: protein serine/threonine phosphatase activity; cation binding. NCBI's taxonomy places the organism in Eukaryota, Metazoa, Chordata, Mammalia, Proboscidea, Elephantidae. Gene Ontology annotation, biological process: positive regulation of canonical NF-kappaB signal transduction; negative regulation of canonical NF-kappaB signal transduction; peptidyl-threonine dephosphorylation. Bases 57 to 1241 code for a protein of 394 amino acids. The transcript has 12 exons. Gene Ontology annotation, cellular component: nucleus; cytosol. The record is from RefSeq and is a predicted model, not a curated record.
GGAGCCCGGCCGCUGCUCGCGGGCUGCGCUCUGCCUCCGCCGCCGCCGCCGCCGCCAUGGACCUGUUCGGGGACCUACCGGAGCCCGAGCGCUCGCCGCGCCCGGCUGCCGGGAAAGAUGCCCAGAAGGGACCUCUGCUCUUUGACGACCUCCCUCCGGCCAGCAGUACUGACUCAGGGCCAGGGGCACCUUUGCUUUUUGAUGAUCUCCCACCUGCUGGCAGUGGUGAUUCAGGUUCCCUCACCACUCCGACUCCGAUAUCUCUGAUGGUAAAGAAUGAAGGGAAAGGAGCAAAGAGAAAACCCUCUGAAGAAGAGAAGAAUGGCAGUGAAGAGCUUGUGGAAAAGAAAGUUUGUAAAGCCUCUUCGAUGAUCUUUGGCCUGAAAGGCUACGUUGCUGAGCGGAAGGGAGAACGGGAGGAGAUGCAGGAUGCCCACGUCAUCCUGAACGACAUCACAGAGGAGUGCCGGCCCCCGUCAUCCCUCAUUGCCCGUGUUUCCUACUUUGCUGUUUUUGAUGGACAUGGAGGAAUCCGAGCUUCAAAAUUCGCUGCACAGAAUUUGCAUCAGAACUUAAUCAGGAAAUUUCCGAAAGGAGAUGUAGUCAGUGUUGAGAAAACCGUGAAGAGAUGCCUCUUAGACACUUUCAAGCACACCGAUGAGGAGUUCCUUAAACAAGCUUCUAGCCAGAAGCCUGCUUGGAAAGAUGGGUCCACUGCCACGUGUGUUCUGGCUGUAGACAACACUCUUUAUAUUGCCAACCUCGGAGACAGUCGGGCCAUACUGUGCCGCUACAAUGAGGAGAGUCAGAAACAUGCAGCCUUGAGCCUCAGCAAAGAGCACAACCCCACCCAGUACGAAGAGCGGAUGCGGAUACAAAAGGCUGGAGGGAACGUCAGGGACGGGCGUGUCUUGGGUGUGCUGGAGGUGUCCCGUUCCAUCGGGGACGGGCAGUACAAGCGCUGCGGGGUUACUUCUGUGCCUGACAUCAGACGUUGCCAGCUGACUCCCAAUGACAGGUUCAUUUUGCUGGCCUGUGAUGGUCUCUUCAAGGUUUUCACCCCAGAAGAAGCUGUGAACUUCAUCUUGUCCUGCCUCGAGGAUGAGAAGAUCCAGACCCGGGAAGGGAAGCCCGCCAUUGAUGCCCGCUACGAGGCAGCGUGCAACCGGCUGGCCAGCAAGGCAGUGCAGCGGGGCUCAGCCGACAACGUCACGGUGAUGGUGGUGCGGAUCGGGCAGUGAGGGCCAGCACGGGAGGGCACUCAAGGUUCACUCUGUGUGUGUGCACAUGUGUGUUUGUGUACUCCUGCGGGACUCCAUGCUUGUAAAUAAACGGUUUUUUUGUUUUUUG